This is a messenger RNA of Pseudovirgaria hyperparasitica, 1146 nucleotides long. Its product is annotated as mitochondrial carrier protein-like protein rim2. Gene Ontology annotation, molecular function: pyrimidine nucleotide transmembrane transporter activity. The coding region runs from base 1 to 1146 and encodes 381 amino acids. The transcript has 2 exons. Gene Ontology annotation, cellular component: mitochondrion. The record is from RefSeq and is a predicted model, not a curated record. Gene Ontology annotation, biological process: pyrimidine nucleotide import into mitochondrion. NCBI's taxonomy places the organism in Eukaryota, Fungi, Ascomycota, Dothideomycetes, Acrospermales, Acrospermaceae.
AUGAUUUUCGACGCGCCACCCAAUCCGGAAGCGCAACAUGCGCGCACUGCGGUAGAGCACGCUGCUUUGCCGCAAUCAAGAGAAGUCGGAGAUGCCGUCUAUCCAGUAUCAAGCGAUGGUUCAAGGUUGGGAGCAAAACCUUCACCCUUUGCCAAAUCAUGGGCUCAUCUCGUCGCUGGAGCCGCAGGCGGAAUGGCGGCAGCGACACUGACAGCACCGUUAGACGUAUUGAAGACUCGGCUGCAGUCUACCUAUUAUCAACAGCAACUUGUUGCUUCUAGACACGCGCGAGGCUUACCCCCGAUUGAGACGAUGUCUUUCACGCGCAGUUCACUCCUCCACGUCCGCGAAACAUUUCAGAUACUAUUCGCGGUUCCACGUGCAGAAGGGUGGAGAGCGCUGUUCAAAGGUCUUGGUCCGAAUCUUAUAGGAGUCGUACCUGCUCGCGCAAUCAACUUCUAUGUUUACGGCAAUAGUAAAAAUCUCAUCAGCGCCCAUUUCAAUGGAGGGAAAGAGACGGCCUGGGUACAUGUAUGCUCUGCCGCCUCUGCAGGACUUGCAACUGGGACUGCUACAAAUCCUAUAUGGCUAGUGAAGACGAGACUACAACUCGACAAAGCCAAUGCUCGCGUAACUGGUGGACGGCAAUAUCAGAAUGCAUUGGACUGUACGCUACAAACAGUCCGCACAGAAGGCAUCAAGGGGUUGUACCGCGGCCUUACGGCAAGUUACUUGGGCGUCGCGGAAAGUACGAUGCAGUGGGUUCUGUAUGAACAGGGCAAGUUAUACCUGGAAGAGCGACAAGAGCGACAAGAGAGGUCCGGAAAAGCAAGGACUGCGUGGGAUGACACAGUAUCUUGGACUGGUCAACUCUUCGUUGCGGGCGGAGCGAAGUUUGUGGCCGCGCUUGUCACUUACCCGCACGAGGUCGUCCGCACGCGAUUACGACUUGCCCCAACGGAGAAUGGCCAAAUUAAGUACACCGGACUUGUACAAUGCUUUAAACUCAUCUUCAAGGAGGAGGGCAUGGCAAGUCUAUAUGGUGGUCUCGUGCCUCACAUGCUACGCGUUGUACCCAGUGCUGCGAUCAUGUUCGGCACCUACGAAUCUGUUUUGAAACUUCUCGGCUCAACCUCGAAAGUGUGA